AUGACGGAUAAUGGUCAUUUAAAUCUCUUUUUGCAAGACUUAGACGAAAGAAAAGGCAGAAUCCCAUGCUGCCAAGAGGUCAGUCUUAUUCAAAGCCGCAUCAGAAGGGUUAUAAGGAGCAUUCUGCUAGAAGUGAGAAGAGAGAAUCCGUUCUUCAGGACGACGCUGAUCAACAGCGGAAGCUUUUAUGAGGGAACCAAGGUCGGACAGCCAGAUGAGUUUGACUUCCUUAUUCAACUCGACAGUUUUUCUGGCCCUGAGAGAUAUUGCUUUCACGAACUUCCUUGUUCUACAGUGAUGGUGUUCCCUGCAGACGAAUCAGCUUGGGAAGACCUUUGCUUCUUUUUCCCUCACUCCAAACUGGAUUUGAGGUAUGGCGAUUUUGAGUGGAAGAAGACUAUCAAGACACCAUUUUAUAAGAUCUUCAACAAGAAAGCAAAAGAUUUUGAGGCAUUCGGAAUGAAGGUAGUGCUGUGGGAUUAUUACUCUGACGUGUCUACGGAAUCACCUUUAACAAAACAUGGACCGGCAUAUACCCUGUUACUCGAAUGGAACGGCGGAGAAUGGUACAAAGGCUUAAGAAUCAGUGUUGACUUGGCUCUAGCCGUGAGAAUAAAUAAUCGACCUGAUAACAUUGACAUUGAAUUUGAAACCCCAACAGGAAGGGUGCUUCGAUCUCUAUUUGAUAAAUUACCAUUUUACUAUGCAGUUGGUACGUACAGGAACAUGCUCACGGAAGUUCAGCCAAAUUUCUUUGCUGAUUGGGAUGCCGUUUCAGGACCAGAAAAUUUCUGUCUACGUUGCUCGCACUCGUGCCUCGAGCAGGGAUUAUUUCGCCAGACAUUUGGCUUCGACAGCGGUCAAGCCAAGUGUCUUAGGUUACUGAAAGUAUUGCGUGACAUCGUAUUUCCUGAUACUACCGAAUUCAAAGGAAGAUCAAACGAUAGUGGUUUUUUGUUUUUUUACGUCGAAUCAGCGGCUGAUCCUUUGAAAAACACCGGCAGAUUGCUUUCUUCUUAUGUCCUCAAAACGCUGGUGUUGUUUGAAUGGAAGCUGUACCCUGAAAAAGAGCAGUGGUCUGGAAACAAUCUAAGCCAGCGAUUCCUCAACAUUCUUCGUAGUCUUGUCGAUCACUUGAAAGAAAGAAAAAUGCGAAGCUUUUUCUCCGCAGAUUACAACAUUUUCCCUUCCUCAGUUACUCGUGAAAUGGAUUUUUUUAAAUGUUGCUAG
Messenger RNA from Pocillopora meandrina, 1230 nucleotides. The record is from the annotation of a GenBank genome assembly. Lineage: Eukaryota; Metazoa; Cnidaria; Anthozoa; Scleractinia; Pocilloporidae.